Elephantulus edwardii (Cape elephant shrew) is the source of this 1119-nucleotide messenger RNA. It is a transcript of the gene SOX18, whose product is annotated as SRY (sex determining region Y)-box 18. The transcript is spliced from 2 exons. Bases 1 to 1119 code for a protein of 372 amino acids. Lineage: Eukaryota; Metazoa; Chordata; Mammalia; Macroscelidea; Macroscelididae. Gene Ontology annotation, biological process: lymphangiogenesis; angiogenesis; vasculogenesis. The record is from RefSeq and is a predicted model, not a curated record. Gene Ontology annotation, molecular function: DNA-binding transcription factor activity, RNA polymerase II-specific; RNA polymerase II cis-regulatory region sequence-specific DNA binding.
AUGCAGAGAUUGUCGCCCGGCUACGGAGCACAGGACGAGCCGCCUGCCCGCCGCGACUGUGCAUGGGCCCCAGGCCCCGGGGCCGCCGCUGAGCCGCGUGGCCUCCCCGCCGCCGCCGCCGCCGCCGCCGCCGUCGCUGCGCCGUCCAGCCCGCCUCACAGCCCCGAGUCAGGGCGCUAUGGCCCCAGUCUGGCCGGCCGUGGGGAGCGCCACGGGGCCGACGAAUCGCGCAUCCGGCGACCCAUGAACGCCUUCAUGGUGUGGGCAAAGGAUGAGCGCAAGCGGUUGGCACAGCAGAAUCCAGACCUGCACAAUGCGGUUCUCAGCAAGAUGCUGGGCAAAGCGUGGAAGGAGCUGAGUGUCACAGACAAGCGGCCCUUCGUGGAGGAGGCCGAGCGACUGCGCGUGCAGCACCUGCACGACCAUCCCAACUAUAAGUACCGUCCGCGACGCAAGAAGCAGGCGCGCAAGGCCCGGCGGCUGGAACCCGGCCUCCUGCUCCCGGGCCUGACUCGGCAGCCUGAGCCUUUCCCUCCAGCUCCCGGUCCACUCCGCGCCUUCAGCGAGCUACCUACGCUGGGCGCAGAGCUCGACGGCCUGGGGCUCCCCACCCCCGAGCGCUCGCCACUGGAUGGCCUGGAGCCCAACGAAGCUUCCUUCUUUCCGCCGCCAACCGAGGACUGCGCUCUGCGGCCCUUCCGCGCUCCCUUUUCUCCCGCGGAGCGGUCUCGGGAUCUGGGCGGCUGCUACGGGGCGCCCCUGGCUGAAGCACUGCGGACCGCGCCGCCUCCCACUGGCCUCUACUACGGCACCCUAGGCGCGCACGGGUCAGCUCCGUACCCGGGGCCUCUGUCACCGCCACCCGAGGCCCCGCCGCUGGAGGGCGCGGCCGAGCCGCUGGGGCCAGCCCCGGAGCUGUGGGCGGACUUGGACCUCACCGAGUUCGACCAGUACCUCAACUGCAACCGGACUCGGCCGGAUGCUGCUGCGCUCCCAUACCACAUGGCGCUGGCCAAGCUGGGCCCGCGCGCCAUGUCCUGCCCCGAGGAGAGCAGUCUGAUCUCCGCGCUGUCAGAUGCCAGCAGCGCCGUGUACUACAGCGCCUGUAUCUCAGGCUAG